UCUGGGGAAAACCUGUACAGCUGUAACCCAUGUCAAAAACCAUUUGGUAAUUCAGGUCACCUAAAAGCCCAUCAGAUUGUUCACACUGGUGAGAAACCAUGUCGAUGUGGCCAGUGUGGGAAAACCUUUACAAAGCUGGAGCAUUUAAAGCUCCAUCAACAUGUUCAGACUGGAGAGAGAACCCAUCAGUGCGAACAAUGUGGGGCAGCUUUUACACAUUUAUACAAUCUAAAAGUUCAUCGGCGUGUUCACACUGGUGAAAAACCGUACAAUUGUGACCAGUGCGGUAAAACUUUCACCCAUUCAUGUGGCCUAAAAUCCCACCAACGUUUUCACACCGGAGAGAAGCCGUAUAUCUGUGGUCAGUGUGGAAAGGCUUUUGCUCAGUCAAGUCAUCUAAUAAUCCAUCAGCGGGUUCACACUGGGCAGAAGCCGUACAGUUGUGACCAGUGUGAUAAAACUUUUGUUCAGUCAAGUGACCUUAAGAACCAUCAAUGUGUUCACACUGGAGAGAGACUUCAUUGGUGUGAAAAAUGUGGGGCAGCUUUCACAAAAUUACGAAAUUUAAAAAUCCAUCAACAUGUUCACUCUGGACAGGAUGACCAGGACCAGUUUGAUAAAGCUUUUACUCAGUCAAGUCACCUAAAAGCCCAUCAACUUGUUCACACUGGAGAGAAGCCAUACUACUGUGACCAGUGUGGGGAGACUUUCACAGACUUGGGGAAACUAAAACACCAUCAGUGUGUUCACUCUGGAGAGAAACUACAGCUAUGACCACCGUGGGAAAGCUUUCAUCACAUGAAAGGAACUAAAUGUUCAUCAGCACAUUCACACUGGGGAGAACAUGUAAAUCUGGGGUCACUGUCAAAGUUAGUUUAAAUCAAGCAGCAUAAAAAUCGAUCACUGCACAUUUUACAUUUCUGAACAGGACAUGUACACAGGUCCAAAAUUCUAGAAAAAGGUAAGCAUUUUGACUUGAUGAUUGUUUGGGUAAACUAUUGGAGUUGGGUUCAAGUUAGCUUUUCUCUGCCCUGCUUUCUCUUUGAUUUGAGAAGACAGUUCUCAGUACCUGCAAAAAGAUCUACCAGUAACGGAGAGAUGGUGAGAGAUGGCAAUUUAUCAAACUCUUACUGAACAAGCAAACACACACUGUCCCUGUGGCCAGCUGACCUGUUCCCCUGUUCAGCCCACACAGUUUUCUAAUUGUAAAGAAGUGCUGUGAACAAGAAGAAAACAAAGUGUAAUUUUAUGUUGAUAAUUAUUGAGUCUAAUAAGUUUUAUAUGUCAGAAUGAGUUGAAUUCUUGUGGACUUGGAUUUUGAGCCCAAGCAGCUCCUCUACAGCAGGAUCUGUCCAUCAGAGAGAAGAGGACAAUGCCACAAACAGUCCGUAAUUCUUAAAUGUCCUGGAAUAAGACUGGUUAACUGUAAAGAAAUGGAUCUAUUUUGAUCAAAAGGACACACUUGAUAAUUGUUCAGCCUGUAUUAGAGAUGCACUGAUUGCAAUUUUCUUGGCUGAUUCAGAAUUUUAGAUCUGACCUGCCGAUUCACAUUUUUUCUUUCUAUAAACUGACAGCAGAUUUUUGAAACGUGUCUUGGAUGAAAAUUUAAGUUGUAGUAAAAAUAAAACAUUGUAUUAAAUAAAUCUUACAUUUUCAUGGCCAUUAACGAUGUUGCUAAAGCGUUUUACUUCCAGGUACAAAUAUAUAAAUACAUUAGUAAGCAUCACAACUAAUUAAAAAUCAUUUAUAUAGGUAGUUAAGUAAACUAUUAUAGAAUGACAACAAUAUGGAAAAUUUAGCAAUAUACACUAGAAAAAAUAUAAAUCAAGAAAGUGGCAGAGAAAACUCUGGGAUCUGUUUCAGGUCAGUAGUUAAAGAUGAAUUGUGUUGUGCUGGUUGUCUCUUAGGCUGUGACAUGUACAGACAAAUUUAACGGCUAAUAUGGAACUGGCUCUGUUUUCUCCUUGUAUGUGCUGUCAUUCAAGUUGAUCGGGAAUUGAGUCAAAGUCUGGGAUUUUACAUUUAUUUGUGCAAAGACCUUUGUUCUUAUAUGUUUGUAUGUGUUACAGUUAUGGCCAUUUUUUGUUUAAAUAGAGAGAGUUUGAUUUUAUUUGUCAUUUUUUGCACUAUGAAUCAAUGUGGUCGAUGGUGACUUAUCAGUCAGAGAAGCUGAAUACAUUCAGAUGAUAUUACAGGCAGUAGGAAAUAUUUUAACAAUUUUCAACUAAGGAAAUGUCUUUGGAUGAUUAUGAAUUUAUUUAUGUAGUUUUAUAUCAGAUCAAGCCUGGCCAGUUCAUAUACUGCAUCAAACUGAUAUGAUGGCCAAUUUACAGGAGAAGUGCCACCCAUAUACAUAAAUUUUCAUGCAACAUAUUUGAGUAAUGGGCUUCAGAGAUUAACACAGAUCAGAACAUAGUCUAGUUAAAACAACGAUGGGUGGACUUUAAGAACAAGUUAAAAUGUUUAGUUUGAUGACAUUUUAUUAUUGGAUCUAACAGGAUG
Molecule: messenger RNA, 2502 nt
Organism: Monopterus albus (swamp eel)
Lineage: Eukaryota; Metazoa; Chordata; Actinopteri; Synbranchiformes; Synbranchidae
Product: zinc finger protein 239-like
Exons: 2
Biological process (GO): embryo development; regulation of transcription by RNA polymerase II
Cellular component (GO): nucleus
Molecular function (GO): DNA-binding transcription factor activity, RNA polymerase II-specific; RNA polymerase II transcription regulatory region sequence-specific DNA binding
Source: RefSeq, a predicted model, not a curated record